AGGAACAACAAAUUAAAAGGAAAAUUGGUGUCUCUCGACUCUCUCUUUAUCUGCACGAGUGGAAGAGUCCUAGCAGUGAGCAGACGAAUCAGCGAAGACGAGAAAAUUGACGGUCUCUGAAUCUCUCUGACCUCGUCACCGCCGCUCCUCCCAUGGCUGGACCAUCAUGGUUGGUGGACAGUAAGAGAAUUGCAACAAAAAUCAAGAGUGCAUCUGGAACAUGUCAUGAAAGAGUCGUAUGGAAAAGCAACCCCACGAGAGCUUGUCCCAAGUGCCAGUUUAUGAUUGACAACAGUGAUGUUGCUCAAGAGUGGCCAGGACUACCAAGAGGUGUGAAGUUUGAUCCAUCUGAUCAAGAGAUUAUCUGGCACUUACUUGCAAAAGUUGGAGUAGGGGAUUUUAAACCUCAUCCUUUUAUUGAUGAGUUUAUCCCAUCUGUUGAAGAAGAUGAUGGAAUCUGUUAUACCCAUCCGCAGAAUCUACCAGGUGUCAAGCAAGAUGGAAGUGCAUGUCACUUUUUUCAUAGAGCUAUCAAGGCUUACAAUACAGGAACUCGUAAGCGUAGAAAGAUACACGGUGAUGAUUUUGGUGAUGUCCGCUGGCACAAGACCGGUCGGACCAAACCGGUGAUCUUGGAUGGGGUUCAAAAAGGGUGUAAAAAAAUAAUGGUUCUGUAUAUGACCAUGGUCAAAGGAGGAAAACCUGAGAAAACUAACUGGGUUAUGCAUCAAUAUCACCUAGGAACUGGGGAGGAUGAAAAGGAUGGGGAGUAUGUUAUCUCUAAAAUAUUUUAUCAGCAGCAGCAGCAAGUCAAGCAGGGUGAUAAAGCAGAUCAAGAUUUCCCUGAAAAUAUUGAUCCAGUGAUUGGAAAAGUAGAUCCUGUUACUCCCAAGUCUGUGACUCCUGACCCUCCUCGUACUGAAAGGCAUCAUUCAGACUUUGACCUUGGACGGGAUGUUACUGAUACUUGUGCAGUUUCUGCUGCUCAGCAUCCUGAGAUUGAAUGUAUGGAAAAUGAGGUUCUACCUGAAUACGAAAGGCCUGAUUAUGAUGAUCAAUUAAAGGCAGGGAAUCAUGCUCAUGCUGAUGAAGUGACGGAUAAUAAUGAUGUUUGUGCUGAGGAAGAUCCAAAAUGGUGGGACAGUGAGUCACAGAAUCUUUUGAAUUCUCAACAACUUGUGGAAGGGCUGUCUCUGUGCGAUGAUCUUCUUCAGAGCCAGUCUCCAGAUAGGAAUGGAGAUGGGAAUGAUGGAGCAGGGAUGGACAGACCUUCUCUUUCUGAUUAUGCUCAGUUAGGAGCCGAGCGUUUAAAGAAGGAUCUAGAGGAGUGCCAAAAUCUUGUCCUUGAUCCACCAAACAUAGAACUUGAUACACCUCCAGAAUUCCGACUGAGCCAGCUUGAUUUUGGAUCGCAGGAAAGUUUUACAGCAUGGGGUGUGAGCAAGAGUGACUAAAUAUGGUUUGACAUUUUCGAUCUUCUUGUAUUUUUGUGGCCACUUUUUGUGUAGACUUUGCCUAUGUUUGAAGUAUAAUUUUUUGAUGGAGAAGUUGAACCGUAUUAUCUAUAUAGGCAAAGUGUAAUCUUUUGCUGGGCAUCUUGAAUUGUAAUUUAUGGCAGCAAAGUUCCUGUUUAUAUAACAUAUGCUGUAAGUAUAACCUACGUUUGAAAAUAGAUCAAUGAUAUGGUCUAUUUGUUCUCUUUAAA
This is a messenger RNA of Corylus avellana, 1705 nucleotides long. RefSeq names its product NAC (No Apical Meristem) domain transcriptional regulator superfamily protein (gene SOG1). Gene Ontology annotation, cellular component: nucleus. NCBI's taxonomy places the organism in Eukaryota, Viridiplantae, Streptophyta, Magnoliopsida, Fagales, Betulaceae. The record is from RefSeq and is a predicted model, not a curated record. Gene Ontology annotation, molecular function: DNA-binding transcription factor activity; transcription cis-regulatory region binding. Gene Ontology annotation, biological process: regulation of DNA-templated transcription.